This is a messenger RNA of Marasmius oreades (fairy-ring Marasmius), 1431 nucleotides long. RefSeq lists its product as uncharacterized. The record is from RefSeq and is a predicted model, not a curated record. NCBI's taxonomy places the organism in Eukaryota, Fungi, Basidiomycota, Agaricomycetes, Agaricales, Marasmiaceae. Bases 1 to 1431 code for a protein of 476 amino acids. The transcript has 4 exons.
AUGGUUUGGAUACCUCUCAUCGGUAGACUCUCAGUGAGAGAGUAUCUCGCCCUCCUUCUCGGAUUCAUGUUCAUCGCGUUCGAGGGUUUAAUUCGCAUCGUCGUCCUUCUGCUACCUAAACCAAUAAUCAACUGGCUUUAUAAGCGAUCUCGCUCUCUUUACGAUGCAUACGGUCCAAAACGCAGAGUUAAACCAGCUGACAAGAAACUCGCAGACAAGAUUCUUCGUGCACGAGAUUUUGCCGAGUUGUGCGCGCUGUAUGGGUACACACCAGAGGAACAUGUCGUGUUGACCAAGGAUGGCUAUUUGUUGGGACUCCACCGAUUACCAACGAGAAAGGACGAGGAGAAUAAUCAUCCUGGAACCAGCACAGGAAAGCCAGUUGUGUAUCUUCAUCAUGGACUGUUGAUGAAUAGCGAAGUCUGGGUUUGUCUAACUGCAGAGGACAGGACGUUGCCUUUCGUUCUUGUCGAGCAAGGAUAUGAUGUCUGGUUGGGAAACAAUCGAGGCAACAAGUAUUCAAAGAAGAGUAUACAUCAUGGACCAAAUACACCCCCCUUUUGGGACUUUAGUAUUGACGAUUUUGCCUGGCACGAUAUUCCUGAUUCUAUCGAGUAUAUCCUUGACAUCACCAAAGCACCGAAAGUGAGCUAUGUAGGAUUCAGCCAAGGAACCGCUCAAGCAUUUGCAGCCCUGAGCAUACACCCUCAGCUGAACGAGAAGAUAAAUGUUUUCAUUGCCCUCGCUCCAGCUCUCAGCCCGGCGGGGCUGGCAACCUCCAUCGUAGACGGUUUGAUGAAGUCCUCCCCUACUCUUGUGUUCCUUUUCUUCGGCCGGAAAUCUAUCCUAUCCUCCGCUACCAUGUGGCAAGCCAUACUUUACCCUCCACUUUUCGCCAAAGUAAUUGACACGGCUCUCAUCUGGAUGUUUAAUUGGCGCGGAAGGAAUAUUACUACAACACAAAAGAUCGCCGCUUAUGCACAUCUCUACUCUUACGCCUCCGUCAAGUCCGUCGUUCACUGGUUUCAAAUCAUGCGAAGCGGUGAAUUCCUGAUGUACGAUGACGAUGUCAUGUCACCCGUGAUGCGUACGUCUGUUAGUUCCUACAGACCAGCAAGAUUCCCUACCAAGAAUAUCGUCACUCCCAUAGUCCUCCUCUAUGGCGACAGUGACAGUCUUGUUGAUAUCGACGUGAUGAUGAAGCAACUUCCGAAACAUACUGAAGUCCGUCGAUUGAGUGGUUACGAACACUUGGAUAUCUUAUGGGGAAAGGAUGUCGAUAAAGACGUUAUUCCGGAAGUUCUGGAUGCCCUUAAACGUCACGGAGACAAGUUGGCAGGACUGGUCAAUGGAAUUAGACGCGUCCGCAGGGAAGAGCAGGGCGACUUGACUGAAGUUAGUUCGAUCACAGACAGCCCUCUCAUUUCGUGA